This is a messenger RNA of Trichoderma virens Gv29-8, 967 nucleotides long. RefSeq lists its product as uncharacterized. The record is from RefSeq and is a predicted model, not a curated record. NCBI's taxonomy places the organism in Eukaryota, Fungi, Ascomycota, Sordariomycetes, Hypocreales, Hypocreaceae. The transcript has a single exon. Bases 326 to 574 code for a protein of 82 amino acids.
CCAGACCACGCCAACGAGCAAACAUCUGAUGAAAUGGAACACAAAGGGAUGAGUUGUCGUAUGCCUGAUGCAGGCGUGGUUCAAUAAGCACCCGUUGUUGCGAGCUCGUGGCGACAGCAAGCCCGGUGAUUCGCUAGUGGCCUUGGCCAGGGACCAAGACUUGCAUACAUUUUCAGACAUGUCUAGCAUCAGCCGGAGUUUUCAUUUGUGAUUUGGUGGUAGCACGGACGACUAGCAGGGAAGCUCUCUGCCCUAUUGAAAACUACAGACUGUUGUGGCUAGUGGUAUAUGCAGCAUACGGCGUUGAAAGUACACCUAUACCUGUAUGGAGAACGAUGCAAUAUCGCGAGGUGCAAGAGUGCGCUAUGAUUGCGAUCAGAUGAGGAGUAUGGAGUACUAUGUACUAUGUACUAUGUACGGCACCGCCCCUUUGCCGUCGCUCUGCAAAUCCUACGGCGCCACCACGGAGAUGACAGCACAUAUUUUCCUUUUCAACUCCCAACCUGCCCACGAUAAGGGCUGGCGGCAAAAGGCAAAAGCGGGAUUAUUUCGCACAAAAAUCCGCAUCUGGUGAGCGUCAAAUGCGUCAAAGAGGGACAAAACUCGGACCUGGAUGCCGGCUAUCGGAGCGGAUGAUCCGGGGUCCUGCCGCCAUGGUGCCUUGCCCAAUCAGGCCCAGGAUUUUCCACCUAUUGCUCGAAGGAGGCUGAAGGACUGUAGAGGAGAAGCGCCUGCGAGGCUGGAGGCAUGAGAAAGUAAUUAUAAGAUCAUUUGUUAGUAGUAGCGUUAUCAUGGGCGAUGCUAUCUAAUGGCUGCUAUGUAGGUAUGAGAGAGCUCUUGGUAACGAAAGCGCUGAGAAGCAGCUUUGAUAACUCGAGGUACCUUAGACUUGGAUGGAUACUUUGUAAUGUACAUAGUAUCACUGGGUCAUUGCCCUGUGGUAAUUAAAAUGACGUAUUUCUUGGGU